Molecule: messenger RNA, 2388 nt
Organism: Candoia aspera
Lineage: Eukaryota; Metazoa; Chordata; Lepidosauria; Squamata; Candoiidae
Product: zinc finger protein ZFP2-like
Exons: 3
Coding region: 1-2163 (720 amino acids)
Biological process (GO): regulation of transcription by RNA polymerase II
Cellular component (GO): nucleus
Molecular function (GO): RNA polymerase II cis-regulatory region sequence-specific DNA binding; DNA-binding transcription activator activity, RNA polymerase II-specific
Source: RefSeq, a predicted model, not a curated record
AUGCGCUGGCAGGAAUUAUUGGAGCUGCCGUCCAAGUGGAGAACGUCAGACACGGAGUCUGAGCAGAGCCAAACGCAACAGGCCCAGAUGCAAGAGUCCAUCACAACUGGCCCGAGUGAAAGCGGGCUGAAUGCUGACCUCCGUCGCCAGCUGGGCCUCAUCCUGCAGACAGCCGGCAGGAGCCAAGUGGAGAAGAUGCUGCGGGAGCUGGUGAAGGAGCAGAGCCAGGAGGGGAAGCACAAAGCAAGGAAGAAGGCACCCAGGAGUCCCAAAGAUGAAGCUGCUGAGGAGAAUGAAGAAGAGCUGCAGCCAGAAGAAGACAGCUUGGAGAAGGGGGCACCGCCAUCAAGGAGGUCUACCAGCCCAGAUGAGGGUGGUGCCAGCAGCCAUCAGUGCCAACAGGGCCCAGAGAACCAAGAGCCUCCUCAAGACUCUGCAGUGCAUCAGCAGGAAGGGAAUAAUUCCAACAGCCGGAGGCAUCUGGAAAACCCUGCUGUGUGCGGGGAGUGUGGGAAGAAAAGCUUGAAUGGUGGUGGCCGAGGCCACAGUAUCCCCACACCAGAGAGACCACACCAAUGUACUGAGUGUGGAUGCUGCUUCCGGCAACACUCGAUCCUGGCCAAACACCAAAAGAUCCACACCAGGGAUAAGCCCUACCUCUGCAUGGCCUGUGGCAAGCGGUUCAGCCGCAGCUCCAACCUGGCACAGCACCAGCGGGUGCACACAGGGGAACGUCCCUUUCCCUGCCCAGCCUGCGGCAAGGCGUUCACCCAGAAAUCGGACCUGGAGCGUCACCAGCGGGUGCACACAGGGGAGCGGCCCUAUGUCUGCCAGGACUGUGGGAAGCGCUUCUCGGUCAGCUCCCACCUUGACCGACACAGGCGCACCCACCGGCACAACCAUCAGGAGCAGCCUUCUGCAGCCCCCCUACUCCCAGCUGCCCACCACUGUCCUGACUGUGGGAAAUGUUUCGGGCACCGCUCUGGUCUCUCUAAGCACCGAAAGACCCAUUCCGGGGAGCGCCCGUACCCCUGCGGCGCCUGUGGCAAGCGGUUCAGCCGCAGCUCCAACCUGGCGCAGCACCAGCGCAUCCACACAGGGGAGCGCCCGUUCCCUUGCGGGGACUGCGGGAAGCGGUUCAUCCAGCGCUCCGACCUGGAGCGCCACCAACGCGUGCACACCGGAGAGCGCCCCUACACCUGCGCGCAGUGCGGCCGGGGCUUCUCCGUGAGCUCCCAUCUCGACCGGCACCAGAGAGUUCACCAGGCCCAAGCGGCGGCCGUCGCCGCCCACCGUUGCCCCGAACACGUUAAAGGCGUCCUCCUCGGCAGCGGGGCCAAGCCGGGCUCGAAAUCCCCGCUGUGCGGCGGCAAAGGGCGCCUCCCGCGCAGCAGCCGCUGCUUGGACUGCGGGAAGAGCCUGAGCAAACUGCCGGCUCAGCCCGCGGAGCCCGCGGCGGAGAAGCCCUACCGGUGCGAGGGCUGCGGGAAGGCCUUCGCCCAGCGCUCGGCGCUGAUGAAGCACCAGCGGAUCCACACCGGGGAGAAGCCCUUCUCCUGCGGGGACUGCGGCAAGGGCUUCAUCCAGAAGUCGGACCUGACCAUCCACCGGCGCAUGCACACCGGGGAGAAGCCGUACCGCUGCGAGGCCUGCGGCAAGUGCUUCAGCGUCAGCUCCAACCUGCUGACUCACCAGCGCACCCACCGGGGGGAGAAGCCCUACGCCUGCGGGGAGUGCGGCAAGGCCUUCAUCCAGCGCUCGGAGCUGACCAUCCACCAGCGCAGCCACACCGGGGAGAAGCCCUACAAAUGCAGCCUCUGCGGCAAGGGCUUCAGCCGCAGCUCCCACCUGAACCGCCACCGGCGCACCCACGGCGCGGGCGGCGAGCGGGCCUCCUCGGCUGGGCCGGCCCCCUGCCCGUCGCUCGCCCCCGGCCCCCACGAGCCCGCCGCUCCUCCGCCCGCCGGCCCGGUCUUCCCCGCCUCCUUUCCGCCCUCCAGCCCCCUCCCUCCCCCGCCGGCCUUCCCUCCCUCGCCCUCCCCUCUUCCCCUCCCUCCUCUGGAGCUGCCUUGGGCCCUCCCCUUCCCAUCCCGGGCUUUCUCCCACCCAGCCUUCCCGCCUCCUGCCCCAAAGGCAGCCCGGGCGCCUUCUCUCAUCAACUGACUUCUUCCCUUCCAGCCUGUGCUCUCCAUUCCUGCCUAACGCCCCCGUUCAUGUCCUUCUAGCGGCCCUCCCGAACUCUCCCCGGUUCCCCUUUUCCUUCUCCUUCCCUGCCAAUUGAGCCUCGCUCUCUGUUCCCCGGCCCUGGCUGUGCAGGAUGGACUUGGAGAAGAGAAACAGCCUGGAAGGGGGGCGGGUGCGUCGGAGUGAAGCAGGUGGCCGCAGGGC